This is a messenger RNA of Symbiodinium sp. CCMP2592, 1140 nucleotides long. The record is from the annotation of a GenBank genome assembly. Lineage: Eukaryota; Dinophyceae; Suessiales; Symbiodiniaceae.
AUGACAUGUUAUCACAGCUUUCUGACAGACGACAUCCUGUUUCAAAAGCUGCAUUCUUACGUCAACAGCUGGCUGGAAAUGGACAAGCUGGAGCAAGACCAGUUUGUUUUCUCCCGUGUCCGAGAGCUGGCACUGGAGCAGAAGAUCAUCCAGGCAGACUCUGGCAAAAGGAUAGAGAAAGCUGAUGACAAUGAGCAAGCCGCGCAAGGCUUGCAGUAUCACAUCUUGGAUGUCCGCAUCUGCAGAAAGGCGUUUGCAUCACUGCACCUGAUGGGCGAGCAUCCGCGGUUGAGAGGCUUGGUGAGCGCUGUGAUGCAAGGCCGCUCGCAGGCACCGACUGACAAGCGCUACCUCAAGCGUAACCAGAGUCAGACUUCAGUGAAGACUGGAGAGGUAUACUCGUACCUGGAAACCUUGUAUGAGUCUGUAGCGGAGCGUUUGCCAGAGGAUGAUGCCGUAGAGUUGGACAUGAGUGGAGAUUUGGGAAAUCAACAGGACGACUCCGAAGCUGAGGAAUCUAAUGUCAUCCUUUUGGCCGACUGUGAGGCUUCAGUGACUGUGGGGCAUGAUUCCAAAAAGUACCUGCCACCAGGAAGUAUCUACGACGAGUACAAACAGUACCUAGCCCUCGGCAAUGAGAAGUGCAGUUUCAGUACCUUCAUUCAGGUUUGGCAAACACAUUUUGCUGGCAUCUUGGGGUUUCGUGGCAAACGUCAACAUGCGAUGUGUGCAACGUGCACGCGGCACAAGCUUUUGUUGUCGUGUAUGCCACAUGCGGCCGCAAGAACUCGGCAGAGGCUGUUGUUCGAACGCCAUUUGGCUGACCAAUACCGGGACCGAAUGAUUUACUGGAAGACGCGUGGGGACUCCCGAGCUCUUGGUUCGUCGACGCUGUCCAUAAUCAUGGACAGCGUCGACCAGGCGAAGUUUGCCUGGCCAAGAAGCAAGGUCUUUAGAUCAAAGCAAUUUGAUGCCUUCCAUAGACCCCGCUUGCACAUUACCGCAGCCAUAGCCCACGGACACGCGGUAAUGGUGUACGUUGCACACAGCGACGUCACACAGGCAGGCGCGACAACCGUCGAUAUGCUAGGGCAUCUAUUGACUCGAUUGAAAGAUAGCGUGCCCUGGCUGCGACCAUGA